Messenger RNA from Lathyrus oleraceus (garden pea), 969 nucleotides. Its product is annotated as non-seed lectin. Gene Ontology annotation, molecular function: carbohydrate binding. NCBI's taxonomy places the organism in Eukaryota, Viridiplantae, Streptophyta, Magnoliopsida, Fabales, Fabaceae. The record is from RefSeq and is a predicted model, not a curated record. The transcript has a single exon. Bases 59 to 856 code for a protein of 265 amino acids.
UGAUAACCAAGUAUAUCCUCAUUGAUAACUUUGGUAACAAAAUCUCAGAAUAGUUAGAAUGGCUUUAUAUCGCACUAAAGAACUAGUCUCCCUUGUUUCAAUCAUGUUUGUUUUGCUAGCCACAAAUAUCGAAGCACUUUCCUUCAAUUUCCCCAAGAUCACUCCUGGUAACACUGCUAUCACCCUCCAAGGGAAUGCCAAGAUUUUAGCCAAUGGUGUCUUGGCACUGACCAACAGUACACAAAUUCCUCCAACUACAACUUUCCCAAGUACAGGUCGUGCCUUAUAUUCAACACCCGUGCCUCUUUGGGACAGUGCUACCGGCAAUGUUGCCAGUUUUGUCACUUCCUUUUCUUUCGUCAUACUGAACCCGUCUGGACGUGUUCCAACUGAUGGACUCGUAUUUUUCAUUGCACCACCGGACACUGAGAUUCCCAACAACUCACAAAGUCAAUAUCUGGGAGUAGUUGAUAGUAAAACUUCAAUCAAUCGAUUCGUUGGUCUAGAGUUUGACCUUUAUGCCAAUUCUUUCGAUCCCUAUAUGAGACAUAUUGGAAUCGACAUCAACUCUUUAAUUUCUACCAAGACCGUCAGAUAUAACUUUGUGAGUGGUUCAUUGACUAAAGUAACUAUAAUAUAUGACUCUCCUUCUAACACCUUAACUGCUGUUAUCACUUAUGAGAAUGGUCAAAUUUCUACCAUUUCACAAAACGUUGAUUUAAAAGCUGUGCUCCCCAAGGACGUUAGCGUUGGUUUUUCUGCUACUUCAACAAUUGCCGUAUCACACAACAUCCAUUCAUGGUCCUUCACAUCAAACUUGGAAGCAACUACUGGCAAUAUCGUCUCACAAGUAUGAAUAAUGCUUACUAGUUUCCUACUAGUUCUAAAUAAGACUUUGCUUACUAGCAUCUAAUGUGACCUCUAUGUAUGUGUUUUUCGAUCAUGUUUCAAUUAAUGUUUCUUACUCUA